This is a messenger RNA of Culex pipiens pallens (northern house mosquito), 1549 nucleotides long. It is a transcript of the gene Jhbp1, whose product is annotated as circadian clock-controlled protein daywake. Bases 384 to 1124 code for a protein of 246 amino acids. The transcript has 6 exons. The record is from RefSeq and is a predicted model, not a curated record. Lineage: Eukaryota; Metazoa; Arthropoda; Insecta; Diptera; Culicidae.
AGCCGCUACCAGACGUUGCAACGAGCUGGUGCCAAGCGGACAUCCUCACCCCAUUCAAACUCAAACUCUUCCGUGUCAGUGUGUGCGUGUGUGUUGCUGCGUAACGGAUCAAUAGAAGUGCGUUUGUGUUCUCCAGACCGGAAGGACUCAAUCAGUCGACGUCGGGCGAGAAGAUUGCGCUCAGUGAGAGUAAAAGUGACAAGUGUGUUGGUCGUAUCGAGGUUACAGGAACAAAAUCAGUUCGUUAACAUACCUCGAACUGUGUGCUUGUGCGUCGAUCGUUGCAAUUUAGCCGAAUUAACGCCAAUAAAGUGCGGUGCGUGCGUGGAGUGCUAAAUUUAGGGUGAAUUUGAAAAGCAGAAAAACAAACAAAUCCCGCCAAAAUGAUGGGGAAGUCGAUUGUUUGCGCGGUGGCGCUGCUAGUGACGAUGGCUGCGGCUCAAGUCCCAGAAUACAUCAAGCAGUGCAAGCGGUCCGAUCCGGAACUGGAGACGUGUCUGAAGAACUCGCUGCACCACCUGAAGCCGUACCUGGCGAAGGGCAUUCCGGAAAUUAAGCUGCCGUCCGUUGAACCUUUCAUCAUGGACACGCUGUCGCUGCAGCUGACCGGAGGACCCCAAGGAUACAGGAUCAACCUGAAGAACAUGGAGGUGUUUGGAGCUAGCAACUUCACCGUCAAGGCACUCAAGUUGAGCGAAGGCAGCAAGCCGUUCGAGGCCAGAUUGACCAUCCCCAAGCUGCUGAUCCACGCCAAGUACACUUCCAGCGGUGUUCUGAUCAUCAUCCCUGCCAGCGGAGCCGGUGACUUCGAUGCCGUCUUCGACGGAGUGACUGCCGACGUCAAGGGUCGCGUCUCGUUCAACGAGAAGCCAACUGGAACGCACAUGCGCGUGGAAACGCUGGACCUGAACCUGGCCAUCAAGAAGCCCCGACUGAGCGUGUCCAAGAUCUUCAACAACAACCGAAUCCUGACUGAAGCCACCAACCUCUUCCUGAAGGAGAACGGCAACGAGGUGCUGCGCGCGCUCCAGCCCCAGCUGCAGAAGAAGCUCUCGGCGGAAUUCUCCGGCAUUGCCAACCAGCUGCUGGAGAACGUUCCCCUGCAGUACUUCAUCGAGGACUAAGCCAUCCUUGCAGCAUUCCUUGUUCCAAAAUAUGGUCUUGCCGAUUUUCCAGUAUUUCCAACCCUGCGAUCGUUGAUCGAGAGCGAAAGCAUUCCUUUUCAACACCCAUGAAAUCAUCAACAUGUACUACUCAUUGGAGCAAGUUAAGAGUGAAAAGAAAACAAAAUCCUAAUCUUUUUUAGUUUCUAAACGCUAUUGAUACCUUAUUUGUAAGUUGGAAGCGUUGAGUGGAGUUAUUUGUACGUUUAAGGGACCAGUAAGCGAAUGGUAAUAUCUGUGAUUAAAUGUUGAUUGUGUAGAACACAGCAUAACGAGUGUUUGCAGGCAGCGUCAGCAAGCGAUCAUGUUUUUUUUGUAUUUGUGAAUGUACAAACACGUAGGUUGUAAGGUGAGACGUUACAAAUAAAGAGUCGUUUACGCUGUAA